Messenger RNA from Physella acuta, 1536 nucleotides. RefSeq names its product 2-succinylbenzoate--CoA ligase-like. The record is from RefSeq and is a predicted model, not a curated record. Gene Ontology annotation, molecular function: CoA-ligase activity. Lineage: Eukaryota; Metazoa; Mollusca; Gastropoda; Physidae.
AUGUCAGAAGUCGGAACUGUCAACCAGCGCAUCAGAAGUCUGGCAGAAGAAAAUCCUCAGCAACAGUGCUACAAAUUCAUCAGCGUGAAGAACGAGAUUCUACCGUUGUCACGGCAACAGCUGUUUGAUCUGAGUCGUCGUUUUGCUAGUCGUCUUAAACGACUUGGUGUCAAGAAAGGAGAUGUGAUCUGUUCCGUCCUCAUCAACUCAAGGUCAAGGAUACUAACUGACAUGGGCAUUUUGAUGGCUGGCGGUGUUGUUCAAACUGGAUUGCCAGUUUUGUCUGACGGUCAAGAUUUAUUUGGAGCCCUGAGACAUUCCAACUGUUCCAUGGUCAUCACGUCCAGCGCGAGCCCAACAGCCAAUAUCUUUGAGAGAUACGGUCUGUCUAGUAGUGUGGGGGAGAAAGGGAAUGUAGAGACCAUCAUCCCAGUACAGUGUGACCAAGCCCCGUGUCUGAAACAGCUGAUCGUGUACACGUUAAACAGCCACGAAGACCACACAGCUUUCAUCUCUUCUCUCGCUGAUGAAGACUUUUACGAGGCAGACGUCAAUGCUGAUGACGAGGCUUACAUUUUCAUGACUUCCGGCAGCACCGGAUUUUCUAAGAUGAUACCAAGAACUCACAGAGAAUGUCUUGAUCUGGCUGACAACCACUGCCGUAUCUUCACCAAAGAUGACGUCUUGUACAGUGAUCGCCGUUUCGGCUGGCUUGUUGGGUUCCCCCAUUUUUACCUGACCCACGGGAUCCCGACCCUACUCCAGGAAGUGUUUGAUGGGGUCACCAUGAGGACGGUGGCUGAGAUCUGGGGCAUUGUGCUCAACCUGGGAGCUACAUUUUCAUUCUUGCCAGUACCUGACGUCUUAAUGCUGAAACAGCAUUACGGCGAUAACGUUUUACAGAAGUCAAUCAAGGUCAUCAUGACUGCGGGUCAACCAAUCAAAAAGAAUGUUGUUGCUGUAGUGGGUCAGGUAUGUGAUGUGAUGAUGACUGCCUAUGGCUCGACUGAUACAGGAGUAGUAACAUAUGGGCUCAUUACUGUACACAACAAGCAAAAUGUCCUGUUUAUGUCCCCCACAGGUAGGACUGUACUGCGGCGAUAUCUGAACGUGGAGACUACAACAUCUGACAUGUUCACCAAAGAUGGCUGGCUAGACACUAACGAUGCUGGCUAUAUGGAUGAUAAAGGUGGAUUGUACGUCAUUGGACGUCAAUCUGACGUCAUUACCGUCGGCCCAUAUAACAUGUACCCGCAGUGGAUGGAGGAGAGGAUUCAGAAGUGUCCAGGUGUGCAGUCAGUUGUGAUUGUAGGACUGCCCCACCCAGUGACCAGCCAGGAGCUGUGUGUUUGUGUCAUCAAGGAGAAGGACGCGACCUUGACCCUGGCCGAGCUGGAGACCUUCUGUCGGGGCAUGUUCUUGCCGGGGGCCACCAAGUUUGACGGGGUGCCGGAGAGGUUAGCCAACAUUAUCCUGUUUGGUUACCCUAAGCUUUGUGGGCAUUUAAUCAAAAGGCCAAAAGUUAAAACUUUAUAA